CAAGUCCUGGUCCUGGAGAUCUACCACCCUGCAUAGUGGUAGAUCUCACGGUGUUAAGCCUUUUUAAAAGUGUUUUGUUUGACGCACCAAAUGGCAGGUUCUAAGCUGACAGUGUCAACACAGCAGUAGAACAAUAAAAGUGUUCAUGCACUGUAAAGUGACCAUUCCAGUCUGACUGGUGAAUCGUUUAAAUCGAAAGUAACUUGUUCAGGUCAUCCCACUGCAGAAGUCUGGAGGAAUACAGAGGCUGUGUUUUUGUGUGUUUCAGUGUGUUUUACCUUUUAAUCUAUUGUACUAGUAUGGUACAAUACAUUGAUCCUGUAACUCACAGGAUAUAGAUGAAGAUCUGCACCAUGAGCUUCAUCCUGCUGUGUGUUCUGUACUGCAUGGUGAAGGCGGCAAGAGCAGAGCAGCACACUCUGCAGUAUUUGUACACACUGCGCUCAGCACCUGAAGAUGAACCAGAGUUUGAAAUAACGACAGUGUUUGAUGGACUCAUCAUCUCUCACUGUGAGAGCCCCAGUUUCAGAGAUCAGUCCAGACAGGAGUGGAUCCAUCAGGCUUUCAAUGCUGAAGAGUGGAAGAACAGAGACCGAUUCUGUGAGGGAGAGUAUUAUUUCCACAAGACUCUAAUAGAGAAGAUUCAACAGAUAAUCAACACAACCAAUGGUUUGAUCCAGAGAGAGAGAAGCUGUACUGCAGAUGAUUCAGAAGUCUCUAUGAGUGACAGGUGGGGGGUGAACGCUGAAGAUUUUCUGACUUUGGAUCCGGUCACUCUGAAAUGGCGUUCUGAGUCUUCACUGGCGAGAACAGUACGAUCAGAAUUUAACCAGAAGAAGUUCAUGGCUCCGUCGCUGAAGAGCUUUCUGUCAGAAGAGUGUAAACCAACUGUGAUGACGCUGAAGAAGAAGAAAGCAGACUAUCUGAAACAAAAUCAGAGUCCUGAUCUGUAUGUCUUUGGCAAGUCUUCUCCUGACAGUGACACUGUAUCUCUGCGCUGUUAUGUCAGUCAUAAGUUUUUACCAGGAGUCCGUGUUCGUCUGACUCUGGAUGGAGAGGUACUGGAUAAAAAUGUUGAUGUCUCCAGUCCAUCUCCAAAUAUGGACGGCUCACUUCAAAUCAGACUUCAGACAGAGACCAGCAUGAAACAGCCUGACCGUUAUCAUUGUAUGGUGGACACAGAUAAUCUGCAUGUUUCUAUUGGAUGGGAUGGCCAGACACUGGACGAAAAGACUCUUCACCAAGAGCAAGUCUCUAAAGAGUUUCACUUGCAUUACCUUGUGUUGUUCCUCAUCGUUGUUGUAAUUACACUACUUGUUGUUGUGGCUGUUAAAGGUGGGAUUUUUGCAGGUAAAAAAGAUUACGUAAAAAGGAACAAAAGCAUCAAUAAUGCGGUGCAGGUUUUCUUGUCACUUGUUCAAAGUGAAGAAGAGUGGGAAAGAGAAGCUGAAGCUGAUGAUGAGUACCACGGGCCCAUGAGGUUUAUUAUAAGAAUUCUCAGAAAAACAGAGCUUGUAACCUGAACAUCACAUGAUAAGGAAAUCUACAUGCGUUUGUUCAUGUGUUUACUUGUCCUGGACUGAUGUCAUACCACUCUUACCAGAGCUGUUGGUGAGGAGCAGGAGAACAUAAAGCUUUCAUUCAUCACUGAUUCUGACUUAUGUCUUAGCAUCACGAAACACAAAGCAGGUUUGUAGCAGGCACUAUUUCAUCCUUGUGACUGUGGCUUGAAGAUCUGAUUGGACAUUGUAGCUACCCAGUGCUGAGAAGGACAAUAUUCUCUACUUUACUGUGAUGGUCAGGUUAUGAAGUUUUGCAGCAUCUUUCAGCCUGAAACUGUAAGAGAUUUAGUAUAAAUCAUCUGUGCAUUUAUUUCAAGGCUAUGCUAUCUUUCCUUUGGCAGGAUUUGAGCUAAUGUUGUGUAAAGUAUAGUAAUGUAUCUUCACAAAAAACACACUUAUUUUAACUGUUCUGCACUUGAUUCAAAACUAUUAUUCAUCUAAUCCAAAUGACUAUGUGUAGUUUGUGUGUGUAAAAUAAUAUACUGUGAUUUUUUAAAAAUGCAUUGUAUCAUUUCAUAAA
Messenger RNA from Pygocentrus nattereri (red-bellied piranha), 2082 nucleotides. RefSeq names its product class I histocompatibility antigen, F10 alpha chain-like. Gene Ontology annotation, biological process: immune response. Gene Ontology annotation, cellular component: external side of plasma membrane. The record is from RefSeq and is a predicted model, not a curated record. Lineage: Eukaryota; Metazoa; Chordata; Actinopteri; Characiformes; Serrasalmidae. Bases 339 to 1523 code for a protein of 394 amino acids. The transcript has 6 exons.